AUGUGGUCUCGCCGCGAAGAGAUUGACCCCUUCGCCCGCCUCUUCAAUCCGCGCCUAGGCGUGAGAUGCCCCGGCGCGGUCCCGCGCCUCUGCGUCCUCUCGUCCGCCCCGACUCGACGACCCGACUUCGGCCGUCUCGCGUCGGAGGCCUGCGAAAUCAUCGACGACGAGGAAAAAUUCGAGGUACCAUUCGCAACGUCUCAGUCUCUCCUCAACCGAGACGGCACCGACACUCGAUCCUCCCCUCAGGUGAACCUCGACGUCCAGCACUUCUCCCCCUCCGAGAUCCAGCUAAAGACAUCCGGCGACUGGGUGGUCGUCGAGGCGAAGCACGACGAGAAGCGGGACGAACACGGCUGGGUCUCCCGCCACUUCCAGCGCCGCUACCACCUCCCGGAAGGAGUCAGACGCGAGAACGUCCAGUCCUCCCUCUCCUCCGACGGGAUCCUCACCGCGAUCCCCCUGGCCGCCACAAACGAGCGCAUCGUCCCCAUCGCCCAGCCGCCGAACGAGUAG
Molecule: messenger RNA, 516 nt
Organism: Darwinula stevensoni
Lineage: Eukaryota; Metazoa; Arthropoda; Ostracoda; Podocopida; Darwinulidae
Source: the annotation of a GenBank genome assembly